AAAUUCUCAUCGCAUUUACUAUUAGCAUAUAUACUCAUCCAAUCAGAGCAGAGCAACUGCUUGUGUUUACGCUGUUCCUAUAGUAACUUACAAGCGCUGUGGAAGGGAAACCACGCUGUACCCAGACAGCGUCCAGGAUGCAGACGAAGCUGUGCCCUUCGGCAAAAUUAGAAGAAACGGCAGGGGGAAACGCGAAGGGGAGCCAUGAUUUUUGUACGGAGGUCAAAAACUCUACGAAACACGGUACCUUAUCACCCUCCUCCCCCAUCCAAGACGAUCACGCUUCAGGUGGGGAGACUGACCUUUCGGAACGGGUCAGACAGAAAUGCUUGGAGGCUGACGGGCAAAACUGCAAACCAGGACCCAAGCAGGACAAGAAUGACAAGGACCCAGGGCCCAGAAUAACAAAGGAAUUCCUAAAAGCCCACUGCAAACAGCAUAAACUUUACAUGACCCCAUACCUGAAUGACACACUCUACCUGCACUAUAAAGGAUUCUCCACCAUCGAAAACUUGGAGGAGUACACAGGGCUGAAGUGUCUUUGGCUGGAGUGUAACGGCCUGCAGCGGAUCCAGAACCUGGAAGCCCAGGUCCAGUUGCGAUGCUUGUUCCUCCAACAGAACCUGAUCCACAAGCUAGAGAACCUGGAGCAGCUGAGUCGGCUGUGCACGCUCAACGUCUGCAACAACUAUAUCAAGGUUGUCGAGAACAUCUCUUGUCUCCCGGAGCUGAGUACCCUGCAGCUGGGCCACAACAUGAUAGAGAGCAUGCAGGACAUCGCCCACCUGGCCCUCUGCCCCACCAUCUCCGUCCUUGACCUGUCGCACAACCUGCUGAGAGACCCUGCCAUCCUCGGCGUCCUUGAGACCAUGCCCAACCUCAGAGUCCUGAAUCUGAUGGGGAAUGAAGUCAUUCGGAACCUCCCCAACUACAGGAAGACACUGAUUGUGCGUCUGAGGCAGCUCACUUACCUGGACGACAGGCCUGUGUUCCCCAAGGAGCGGGCGUGUGCCGAGGCCUGGGCCAGCGGGGGCCUGGAGGCUGAACGGGCCCAGCGGGAGAUGUGGGAAACCCGGGAGAGGAAGAAGAUCCAGGACAGUGUAAACGCGAUGAUCGCCAUCCGGGAGAGGGCCAUGGACAAGCGGAGACUGGAGGGGCAGCAGGAGCAUGUCAAGGCAGCUGCAAUGGCUGGGGAGCCGACUGGGCAGGAGAAGAUUAAGGCCUUCGUUGAGGAUUGUCUGCAGGCUCAGCAGGAGAUUCAGCAAAGUGAUGCUGUGGGGGAUCAACCAGAGUUGAGGGCUUCCACUUUGCCCCAUCAGCGCCAGGAAGCAGGACCUAGUCUUCCAGCUGCUGAUAUGCCUGUCAAUCUGAUAGCCACCCAGGACAGCUCGCUGAUCACAGAGCUGGAUGUGGAGCCAGCUGCCACUCAGGGGAAACGGCUGAUCACAGAGCCAAAGACGGAACAUGCGGCCAUGGAGACUCAGUCGAUGGGCACUCAAGGUGUUUUAGUCACAGAGUUGGAGAGAUCGGACCAGUUACAAACGAUUCAUUUGGACGACGAUUCCAAGAUCUGCAUUGCUGACCUUCCCGACUUGGAGGAGGUGGGAGAUGCAGACAUCUCUGCCGAGCAGUAUGUGUUCCGACCGAUAAUGGAAGUUAUCUCCGAAGAAGGAGGAACAGACCCACAGUGGAUCCCAGAGGUGGACAGCACACUCUCAUGGGUGCAGAGGCCCGAUCCCAAGCCUUCCCAGCUGUUUCUCAGGAUAGAAAGUGCACCAGCCAGCAGUCACACUUUUGCAGAACAUUCCCCGGCAGGAAAUGCUCCUCAGCUUAAAGAAUCCACCCCUGGCCUGCUAGGCCAACUCAAAGUACCCCAAGCAGGCCAGCAUCCCCCUCAGCCCAGGGUCCUGAUCGAGGAACUGGACUGAGGAGGGAAGGUUUUAGUAAUGACCAGAUAUUGAUCAUAUACCGUCUCUGAGUUCCAGCAAACUCAUGGUUCCUGUCUUAAGUUUCAGUAACAUACCUAACUAGCACGGAUUUUCUUAAUGAAAUAAAAUAUAAAAUACUCAGUUUACCAUGUA
Brienomyrus brachyistius is the source of this 2081-nucleotide messenger RNA. RefSeq names its product dynein axonemal assembly factor 1 (gene dnaaf1). The record is from RefSeq and is a predicted model, not a curated record. The transcript has 12 exons. The coding region runs from base 138 to 1928 and encodes 596 amino acids. Gene Ontology annotation, molecular function: protein binding. Lineage: Eukaryota; Metazoa; Chordata; Actinopteri; Osteoglossiformes; Mormyridae.